Trichomycterus rosablanca is the source of this 4339-nucleotide messenger RNA. It is a transcript of the gene purba, whose product is annotated as purine-rich element binding protein Ba. The transcript has a single exon. Lineage: Eukaryota; Metazoa; Chordata; Actinopteri; Siluriformes; Trichomycteridae. The coding region runs from base 1 to 939 and encodes 312 amino acids. Gene Ontology annotation, molecular function: RNA polymerase II transcription regulatory region sequence-specific DNA binding; purine-rich negative regulatory element binding; DNA-binding transcription factor activity, RNA polymerase II-specific. Gene Ontology annotation, cellular component: nucleus. The record is from RefSeq and is a predicted model, not a curated record. Gene Ontology annotation, biological process: regulation of transcription by RNA polymerase II.
AUGGUAAAGAUGGCGGAUGGGGAUAGUGGGAGUGAGCGCGGUGGAAGUGGAGGUGGCGGCGGAAGUGGAGGCGGCGGCGGGUUUCCACACUUCAGGGAUCAGGAGGAGACCCAGGAGCUGGCCUCCAAACGCCUGGACAUUCAGAACAAGCGCUUCUACUUGGACGUGAAGCAGAAUUCGAAGGGCAGGUUUGUGAAGAUCGCAGAGGUCGGGGCUGGCGGCUCUAAAAGCAGGCUCACACUGUCCAUGUCGGUGGCGGCGGAAUUCCGCGAAUACUUGGGCGAUUUCAUCGAGCAUUACGCUCAGCUGGGGCCCAGCACCGCCGAGCAGAUCGCGCAGUCUUCUGGUGGGGAGGACGGCGGGCCUCGGCGGGCCCUAAAGAGCGAAUUCCUGGUGCGGGAGAACCGCAAAUACUACCUCGAUCUAAAGGAAAACCAGCGCGGGAGGUUCCUGAGGAUCCGGCAGACCGUUAACCGCGGGGCCGGCUUCGGGCUCGGCGGGGGAGGGGUUCAGGGCUCAGCAGGCAUGCAGUCCGGACAGACCAUCGCCCUCCCCGCGCAGGGACUCAUCGAGUUCCGAGAUGCUUUAGCCAAGCUGAUAGACGACUACGGCGGCGAGGAUGAAGACUUAGCCGGGUCUGGAUGCCUCGCAGGGGGUUACGGUGAGCUCCCCGAAGGCACCUCGAUCACAGUGGACUCAAAGCGCUUCUUUUUCGACGUCGGCGCCAACAAAUACGGCGUGUUUAUGCGGGUCAGCGAGGUGAAGCCCAGCUACCGAAACUCCAUCACCGUGCCCUUUAAAGCCUGGAGCAAGUUCGGAUCGGCUUUUUCUCGCUAUGCCGAGGAAAUGAAGGAGAUCCAAGAGAGGCAGAGGGAUAAAAUGUACGAGAGGAGGCCGGAGCAAGAGGAAUCCGAAGGAGAGGACGUGGACGACGAUUGAUCCAGACCUGAUAAUAAAGAGGGCCAGAGUAGCAGAAUAACAUUUAUUAAAGCUGCAGUAUGUAACUGUAGACAUUUGGAGUUUGGCGCCCUCUCUGGUAGUGAUGUGCUAUUACAAGCAGCUCGUUACUAUAUUUCACACAUUAAUAUGAUGGUUGCAAAGUAAUGCCUAGGGGAAUUUCUCAUAUGUAUGUUUCUUCCAGACCUGGGGGGGGGGGGCAAUUACAGUCCACUUAAAGUCUCGGAUGUGUUACUCAGCAUGUGCAUUAGUGAUCUGUACGUAGUGCUGGGCAUGAGGCAGUGUAGUUGGUUAAAAGUGACACUUGAGAAAAGAGAUCCUGCAUUCCACAAAUAAUACAGAAUAUGUUUUUGACAGAUGCAUUGUGAAAAGACAUCUAACACUUUUUAAAGUUUAAUAUAUAGACACAGUUGAGCAGCCUGAUUAAAAAGGCUUCAUACAAAUAAUCCAUCAAUGGCAAGCAAUAGUAAAACACAGUUCAUGAAACAAAAUACCAAUAAUAAGAACAUUAAAAAGGUAUAUGUAGGUAUAUAUAAAGGUUUAUAUCUAUCACCUCGAUAAGACCGCACAGCAGAUGUAAUGUGGAAUAGUUUGGAAAUAAUUCUGUGUCAAACGUACUCUAAUGAUGCCCUCUCCAAACAAGCAGAUCAAUACAAAGUACUAAUUCUCCAAGUGUAAAAAUACCCUUAGGUUCUACAAAGGCUAAAAGUCUGAUAAUCUGACCAGACUGCUCUGACUUGAAAUGGUAAAGAAUUCCAUGUUUUGUUGGGUUAUUGUCUACAUAUCCAACAAAACCUGAUCCAUUUUAAAUAAGAAAAGUUACAUACUGCAGCUUUAACAUUCAUCUUUAAAACUAGCUUCCAUAUAGGCAGUGGCCGUGCUUUUAGAAAGGUCCAGGAAAGUAAAAGUAAAAAUUGUAGAAUAGCACACAAAGCUUUUUAAGACUAAAUGUCUUGUACACUUUCAUUUUUACUACCUCUUAACUCUCGUUAUGUGUAUGCAUUAUUGGAAUUCAUUUCAAAACAAAACAUUUGUGUACUAUACUACAAUUUUUACUUUAAUUUCACAAAUUCAUUGUCAUUACUCCAUGGAUCCAUCAUUAGCCUGUAUUAUGAGUAGAGAUGCACCAAUUCCAUUUUAUUUCCAUUCUAUUAAUUUGCAUCUACGCAGCAUAAAACUAGACCCCAUGAUUGUUUUAGACUAGUGUUGGCCCUGGUACCGAUACACAAAAUCAGAUUGGUGCAUCCCUAUCUUUAUAUAAAAAAUUAUGUUUUAUCUUGUCUACUCUGGUUCUCUGUAGGUUUGGGGUGUGUGGAAUAACCAAGAAAGGCAAAUAUGGAUUCAUUAAAAUGUUUAUGUCUAUCUUUAUCUUUAAUACUAAAAAAUAUGGAAAGUAAAGUUGUGUGACUAAGAAACACUGUUGUGAACAAAAGUAAUUUUCUGUAAAGCAGUAGAUGAUUUAUCUAGCUCGGGAGGUCAAAUGACUUUUCCUAGCUGGCUAGCUGCAGAUUUAGCUAGCAGUCCGAAGCAUUCUUUGAUUUGUUCAUCUGGGACAAAGGACCGUGCGUUUUUAAGGUGCAUUUUUUUCCUCUGCUAAUGUUAGGAUCAGUUUCUCAUCUGUUAAACGUAACCAUCUAAAGAAUGGACAGGCUGGGUUACUCUUAAUACCUUAAAACCAUUAUGACCAUUGUUCAGUGGUAUUUUAACAUCUCGGCUUCAACAGACCGACUUCAAAGUCUGUGAUUGCAGUUGUUUUAGCUGUAUUUGUACCUCUAGUAGUUUUUAAGAUCAGCUCCGGGGUCAUUCUGAGGUCUGUAACACAGCAUGUGAAACCUGUCGCAAUAUGGGUGAAUACAAUGACCAUAUAUCUUCCAAAUAUUUCUAUGUGGUUACCAAGAUUACAGAAGAACCUGUUGGUGAUACUGUUUGAAAGUUGGUAGUUGGGCUCUACCUUGAGUAUUUACUGAAAGGGGUCAAACCAAAGAAUGCUUUAGGGUGCUAGCAGAAAAAUUGUAGGCACAGUUUGCUGAACGCUGCUUCUUUUUGGUGCAGUGGUUUGGAAGAAAACAAAAGAAAGUCCCUCACCCGAAUUAAACACCCACAACCUGUUCGUAAUGUUCGUAUCAACUCAACAUGGGUUUACAGUAUUAUUCAUUUACAGGAUGUAUACUUGGUGUGUUGCUAUAAUGGACAGAAGACCAGCAAUGUUUUACUGAUAGGAAAUUAAAUGAGUUCAUAACGAAUGCUUGUUCAAUGGACUAUUUCAGCUCUGGCUCAAAUAUCUGAAAUGAAAGAUAUUCACAAGUUCGAGCAGCAGCUUAGACAUUUUGCAGUAUGUAAAGCCACAUAACGUGAGCCGUUCAUAGAAAAAGGUGCUAUGAAAUAUUUCACCACCUUCCUUAAGUAUGCUCUUUUUGUAAUGAUAUUUCUCUAAAAAAAAGAACAUACAAUACAGAAUACAAAGCAAUGAAUGUACAUACUAUAUUGUUUUGGGAAAGCACACAGAAACUAGUUACGCUGAUACAAAAUGAUACUGAUGCCUCUUUGCAUUUAUUACAGAUGUUAGCAUGGAUAAUGGAUUGGACCAGCGCUUUGGAUACUUGUACUCAAAUUAGCAUUGAUGAAUUUUUCUUAAAGGUUCAAUUAAAAGAUUUUGAAUUAAAUAUACCAGGCGUUUCAGGCAUUAACUGGAAAAAAAUACUUAUUUUUCAACAUGAUAUACAGUUAUAUAUAUAGAAUUAUAUUUAUAUAGGAAUAUAGAAUCGAUUAUUAACUUGUUAAACAUGCUUAUUCAAGCAAUUUUCGGAUGCAAAUAUCCAGAGGAUAAUUUUAUCUUCUUUUCCUAAUUUCUUAAUUCAUCAUGGAUAUAAGGCCAUAUUAGAAAAUAUUACAAAUUUAGAAGUAUGUAAGAUGCUUUUAUAUUUAGUUUGGUUUGUAUCCUUAAUGUGAUACUAAUUUCAUUUCAUUUGAGGAAGCUGAAUUUGAUUGUAUUAUUUCAACAGCCUGUUUUCAUCAGUCUGCAGAUCUGAAAGAUCUAUUUCUGUUACAGUUUACACGCCUGUGUUUAUUUUUCCGGAUUUUAUUAUUAGAGCAAAAUGUUUCGUAAUUUAUAAACUGUGAUGUGCAGCACCUAUUGUGUGAACCCUGCCUUGAUUCUUUUUAUUAUUCUUGGAAACCUCUAAAACAGCAGUAUUUGUCAUUUACACAUGAUUUUGCAAUGCAAUAGUGAUUUUCUGCUAUUUCAACAAUUUGUUUAAAUUCUGACUUCCGUUAAAGUCUUUUCUGUACCGUGACAACGGCAGCUGUUCAGUCGAGAUCGUUCUGCUGUAUCUUUCCACAAACUUCCUUUUCAAUGUUAAAUAAAACUGAGGAGAUGACUUAA